This is a messenger RNA of Aplysia californica (California sea hare), 834 nucleotides long. RefSeq names its product cell cycle serine/threonine-protein kinase CDC5/MSD2-like. The coding region runs from base 1 to 834 and encodes 277 amino acids. The record is from RefSeq and is a predicted model, not a curated record. NCBI's taxonomy places the organism in Eukaryota, Metazoa, Mollusca, Gastropoda, Aplysiida, Aplysiidae. Gene Ontology annotation, cellular component: spindle pole; cytoplasm; centrosome. The transcript has a single exon. Gene Ontology annotation, molecular function: protein kinase activity; ATP binding. Gene Ontology annotation, biological process: protein phosphorylation; mitotic cell cycle; regulation of cytokinesis.
AUGGAGAGGGCGGUUAAAUGUCCCGAUGAAGUCGCCAUUUUGAUGGAGUUGCACCGCUCCGAUCUGUCCCAUGCUCUAUGUGAUAUCUCGACCGAUGAGGCUAGCCGCUAUUUCACACAGUUAACAGACGCUGUGUCUUUUCUCCACCAACAUUGCCUCGUGCACGGCGACUUGAAGCUGAGAAAUGUAUUCAUCAGCCACUGCGGAAACGCUGUACUGGGUGACUUUGGGCAGGCUCAGAUUCUUCCCAAAAACUCGACCAGUUCCAAGCGUUGGGGAGGCACUCUGCACUACUGGGCACCUGAAUACGAAGAAGGCGAGCCAGUUGAUGACGUUUUUAAGCUUGAGAGCUACUCUCUUGGACUCUGUCUCUGGGCCUUGCUGUUCGUUAAAGAACCUAAGUCGGGCACGAACUUUCUACAGAAGCUCAAAGACAAGGUGUUGAUUCCAGACUUGCACAGACAAUGUGUUGAACGUCUGUUAUGUCCCUCGCCGUCAGAUCGAGCGACGGUUGUGGAAAUCCAACAAAUGCUCCACGCCCAUGGACAGCCAAAAUCUCGUAACCCGACAGCCUCGGUUGAGGAAAUUCAACAACUGCACCACAUCAAUGAACAGACAGAGGCUCGUGACCCGACAGCCUCGGUUGAGGAAAUUCAACAACUGCACCUCAUCAAUGAACAGACAGAGGCUCGUGACCCGACAGACGCUGCGGACCCUUCUCCCGUCCCUCCGUCAGCCGCAAGUUGUCAUGGACAUUCACAAAUCAGAGAACGCUAUAAAAAUAAUACCUUGAAAAGCAGAGCCCGAAAAGAAAAGUUGAAAACUGUCAGUUAA